Cercospora beticola is the source of this 1146-nucleotide messenger RNA. RefSeq names its product serine hydrolase domain-containing protein. The record is from RefSeq and is a predicted model, not a curated record. NCBI's taxonomy places the organism in Eukaryota, Fungi, Ascomycota, Dothideomycetes, Mycosphaerellales, Mycosphaerellaceae.
AUGAGUUCCACAAAAGCGAAUGUUCACAACUGGCUCAGCCAUCCACAUAACCAGUGGGCUUUCACACACAUCGAUGAGAUCCUAUCAACCGCCGUUGUACAAAAGCCACAGAUACCUUCGAACCCACAGCGAGGCUCUCUAGACCUGUCUGGCUUCAAACUCGAUCAUGGCGGGGAUAAAAUCGAUUUCAAAACAUAUCUUACGGAAACUAGUACAGAUGGUUUAAUGAUAUUUCAACAUGGCAAAGUCCUUUACGAGGAAUACUUCAACGGAAACACUAAAGAAUCCAAACAUAUUCUCAUGUCCUUGACGAAAUCAAUCACGGGACUCUUAGUCGGAAUCGUACAAUCACAAGGCAAGCUAUCUGUCUCCGACCCAGUCACGAAAUAUGUGCCGGAGGUCUCAAACACAAUCUGGAAAGAUGUAACCAUUCAGCAAUGCCUCGAUAUGCGAGUCGGCGCAAGAUACGUGGACGGUCAACACGAAUAUCGCGCGGCUACUGGUUGGAACCCCAAGCUCGGCGGCGAGAAAUACAACACUCUGAAAGAGUUUCUGGCAGGUUUUGUGCCGCAAGAAAUCAUCGAUGAUUCAUUCGAAUACAUCUCGGCCAAUACGGAUUUACUCGGUUGGGUUCUCGAGCGAGCGACUGGAAAGCCGUAUCCCCAGAUCUUACAAGAACUUUUGUGGCAACCUAUGGGCGCUGAAAGCGACGCUCUCCUCACAGUAGAUUCAGAAGGUUUCGCUCGUGCGGCUGGCGGACUAUGCGCCACUUUACCAGAUGUCGCACGCUUAGCACAGCUCAUAUUGAACGACGGCAAGAAUGCGGACGGUGCACAAAUUGUGCCAGCUGAGUGGAUCGAAGAUGUCUUGCAUGAAGGCUCGCAAGAUGCAUGGCAGAGAGGUCGUUUUGCGAAAGCUUUUAAUCCAUUCUACGAGAGCCUGGCUUAUCGAUCGUGCUGCUAUGCAGACGAGAACAGUGAAGUUAUCAUGGGGUGGGGCCUGUUUGGACAGCAUUUUGCAGUCGACAAAAGAAAUGGCAUCGUACUGGUGACGACUGCCAGUCAGAAGGAUGCACUUGGAUUUGACAAGAUUGGGAUGACUGUGGGGGCGUUCAAGGAGAUCCAAAGAAUCUUGACAAGUGGGUAG